Molecule: messenger RNA, 1320 nt
Organism: Pygocentrus nattereri (red-bellied piranha)
Lineage: Eukaryota; Metazoa; Chordata; Actinopteri; Characiformes; Serrasalmidae
Product: interferon-induced protein 44-like
Exons: 8
Coding region: 124-984 (286 amino acids)
Source: RefSeq, a predicted model, not a curated record
CGCAACUCCACCUGGAUUCCGGGAAGGGAAUAGAAGGACAAAAAAAACAAAAAGAGAGAGAGAACACGCACAAAACACCAUAACACAAGUAAAGGAGGUUUCUAACUUGGGAAAGCUACAAAAAUGGGAUCAAAGAAAUCAAAACCACAGCCUAUCCCAGACUUUGAAACACCGUGGAGGGACAUUGACUGGAACGAAAAGGAAGACUUGGAAGCCGAGUUAACAAACAUUCAGCUGAACCAUCCAGAGCUCAGAUUUGUCAGAAUCCUGCUGCAUGGACCAGUAGGAGCAGGAAAAUCCUGCUUCAUAAACUCAGUGCAAAGCGUCUUCCGUGGAGAGAUUAAAACCAAAGCGUUUGAACAAGCAAAUGCCAAAAAAAGCUGCACAAAAACAUACAAAUCUUACACCAUAACCGACAAAAAUGCUGUGAUUCUGCCAUUUGUCUUCAAUGAUGUUAUGGGCCUGGAAACACAAGAUGAAGACGGAAUUCAUCCAAAGGACAUUGUUAAUGCAAUGCUGGGCCAUAUAGAAGAUGGCUACAAGUUCAAUCCUAUUUCUCCCUUGAGUGAUGGGGAUCCAGGCUUCGUAAGAGAACCUAGCCUUGAGGACAAAGUUCACUGUCUGGUUAGUGUUGUGCCUGCAAGUUCCAUCUCGCGAAUGGAGACUGGCGUCAUCAACAAGAUGGACAAUGUUAGGAAGGAAGCCAUGAACCUGGGCAUCCCUCAUGUGGUGGUUAUGACCAAGGUCGAUGAUGACGUCUGCCCACUGGUCAACAAAGACCUAACACAGAUCUACAGAAGCAGGAAAAUCAAAGAGAAGAUGCUGGAGUCCAGCCACAGACUUGGUCCGCCCAUGAAAUGCAUCUUCCCUGUGAGCAACUAUCAUGAGGAAAGCAACAUGAACAACACUAAAGAUGUUCUCAUCCUAACGGCAUUACUGCAGAUCGUUAAAUCUGCGAAAGACUAUAUCGAAGAACAACACUAAUGAGUAAUCAGCCAGGCAUUUACUCUUUAUUAAGGAUAUAUGAUGAAAUUCUUGUUAUGAAUCAACUGCUUCUGAUUAUUAUAUGAUUGCAACAUUGAUAUAAAGUUCUUUUCAUAUUUGAACAAAAGUGGAAUAAUCAUGAAUUUAGCCUAUAUUAUUAUGGAUCGUUUAAAGGCUCAAACAAGGCAAAUGGAAUAAUGGCAUAAGAAAUAUGGUUAAGCUUGUUUAUCAGAUUGUUUUGUGUAGUUAAUCAUGAUUAAUUGAUUUCAUCUUGCUUUGGCAAUUUGACAAAAUAAAUAAAAUAAAGUUUUUUUUUGUUGUUUUUUCCAUUUAAAA